UAAGGAAAUUGAUCUUGGAAGUCUUGGGAUUGACGAUCUCCGCAGAACAAAGUAAACACCUGCUCAACACGUAUGCCCCGGAGGGGAAUAGACACGCGGCCACCUCCUUGGAGCAGUGACGUCACUGGCGCGGCCAUCUUCCCUCCGCGACUGCACUGCAGCCGGGUAGCUCUCAGUUUGGGCCCACGGGAGGGGGCCGCAUGUUGACUAUUGGAGGACGCGGUCUCCAAGCCCCCACUGAGCGUGCGCACACUCAGCCCCUGCAGUCCUGUGGGCUGUGGAGCCUGAGUCGGUCCCAAAGCGGAAGUGCUUCUCGGGGCCAGUUUUUAUAACGGUCCCCUCUGCAGCAAGCAGAAAAUCUGUUGUUCAGAGGAGGAAGAGAGAGGGAGGGAGGGAGAGAGAAAGACAGAGAGAGACAGAGGGUGGUUAAGGGGGCGAGUGCUAGGGCUGAUGCGCUGAGUGAUGGAUGGGGAGUUCUGGGGGAUGAGUGAAGAGGGGUUGUGGGGUGAUAGGGGACUGAGAGGUCAGUGAUGGGCAAAGUUAUGGGACUAGACAAGGUUGAAUGGGGCUUAUUACACGUUGACUUUUACACAUUUUCCGGCACAGUGACUUGCACUAAGGGUUCAUAGCACCCCUCAGGCCCCUCCUUAGGUUCGCCCCGUCUCUCCCUCUGCCCUUCUUCCCUUGCUCAAGCCCCAAGGCAGGGGCCUGGUAUGAAUGCUCCAGCUGAAGUGAAUCUGCACCUGAAGGCUUCCUUCCGGCUCCUGGGUAAGACGGCCCCAGUGAGGUCAGCCUUCACAUAUCUCUGCCUUUUCCUAAGAAGAGCAGGAAAUGGCCAAACCCCAGGGACUUGUGACAUUUGAGGAUGUGGCUGUGGAUUUCACCCAGGAGGAGUGGCAGUACUUGAACCCUCCACAUAGGACCCUGUACAGAGAUGUGAUGCUGGAGACCUAUAGCAACCUGGUCUCUGUGGCAGGGCAGCAGGCUACCAAACCAGACAUCAUCCUCAAAUUGGAGGUAGAAGAGCCAUGCCUGGCAGAAGGAAUAAUCCCAAUUUGGAGUUUUCCAGAAGAAGCCUGCCAAGUUGAUGAACAGAUUGAGGUACAGUACCAGGAAGACAAAGAUAAAUAUUUUUUGAUGCAAGUUGGAUUUCCUGACAAGAAAACAACUAUCACCAAGAAUGGCCAUGACUAUAAUGAAUUUGGAAACACACUUCAUCUGAGUACAAACCUUGUUGCUUCAAUACAAAGACCCCAGAAAUAUGAAUCACUUGAAAAUAAUAUGGUAGAUAAUUUAGGCUUAUUUAGUAGAAGCUCUGUAGGAAGGAAACAUGAUAAUGGAUGUGCAAAAUUAUUAUUCCAUAAUGAGUAUGAGAAAACAACUCCUGGAAUGAAAACCUAUGAAUAUAAAGAGUGUGGGAAGGCCCUCAGGCGAAAGAAAGGUCUUAGUCUACAUCAGAGAAUUAAAAAUGGAGAGAAACCCUUUGAAUGUGCUGCAUGUAGGAAAACCUUUAGCAAGAAGUCACACCUCAUUGUACAUUGGAGAACUCAUACAGGAGAGAAACCCUUUGGAUGUACUGAGUGUGGAAAAGCCUUUAGUCAAAAAUCUCAGCUCAUUAUACAUCUGAGAACUCAUACAGGAGAGCGACCCUUUGAGUGUCCAGAAUGUGGCAAAGCCUUCAGAGAAAAGUCAACUGUCAUCAUACAUUACAGGACUCAUACGGGAGAGAAACCUUAUGAAUGUAAUGAAUGUGGAAAAGCGUUCACUCAGAAGUCAAACCUUAUUGUCCAUCAGAAAACCCACACAGGAGAGAAAACUUAUGAAUGCACUAAAUGUGGGGAAUCUUUCAUACAGAAGCUUGAUCUAAUUAUACAUCAUAGUACUCAUACAGGAAAGAAACCUCAUGAAUGUAAUGAGUGUAAGAAAACUUUCAGUGAUAAGUCAACUCUCAUUAUCCAUCAAAGAACUCAUACGGGAGAGAAACCUCAUAAAUGUACUGAAUGCGGGAAGUCUUUCAAUGAGAAGUCAACCCUCAUUGUGCAUCAGAGAACUCAUACAGGAGAGAAACCCUAUGAAUGUGAUGUGUGUGGGAAAACCUUCACCCAAAAGUCAAACCUUGGUGUACAUCAGAGAACUCAUUCAGGAGAGAAACCCUUUGAAUGUAAUGAGUGUGAGAAAGCAUUCUCUCAGAAAUCUUAUCUCAUGCUACACCAGAGAGGUCAUACAGGAGAGAAGCCCUAUGAAUGCAAUGAAUGUGAAAAAGCAUUUUCUCAGAAAUCAUAUCUCAUUAUACAUCAAAGAACCCACACAGAAGAAAAACCCUAUAAAUGUAAUGAAUGUGGCAAAGCCUUCAGAGAAAAGUCAAAGCUCGUUAUACAUCAGAGAAUUCACACAGGAGAGAAACCUUAUGAAUGUCCUGUAUGUUGGAAAGCUUUUAGCCAGAAGUCACAGCUCAUAAUCCAUCAGCGAACACACACAGGAGAGAAACCCUAUGCAUGCAAUGAGUGCGGCAAAGCCUUUAGAGAAAAAUCAACAUUCACUGUACACCAGAGAACUCACACUGGAGAGAAACCUUAUAAGUGUACAGAAUGUGGAAAAGCCUUUACCCAAAAAUCAAACCUUAUUGUACAUCAGAGAACACAUACAGGAAAGAAAGCUUAUGGGAAAGGCCACACCCGGAAGUCAAAGCUCAUUUCACAUUAGAGAGUAAAGCAAUAAUGUCUGUUAUGUUCCCUGAAGAAAAAGGUUUAUUUAUUAACAUUUAAAAAGUAUGUUCUGACUUUUGGUUUAAUUAUGGGGAAUAAAGUCAGCCUUUUUUUUCUUUUCAUCUCAGUCUUCACCCAAAAGCUACAGGGAGAAAAAGAAGCAGAGGUGUAAUCUCUAUAUGUGACAAAAUUAGGAGAUAGCUGAAACACUGAUGAGAGGGCUGCCACAGGCAGAAAAAAUCAAGCAGCCAGUGUAGGAGAUCUAGGAGGAGAGAGAAUGCUCAAGGCUGCAGAUGUGACAGCACUGGUAAGAACUCUUAGCUGAGGUUCAGGAUACACCUUGAAUGCAACACCAUAUACAAACACAACAGCAGUGACAGAGGGCAUGGGUAGGUGGGAAGUAAGAUGUUUCCUAGACCCAUUUGGGGUCUGAGGAGAGACAGGCAGAGGCCUUGAGAGGGAAUUGCUCAGACGAACCCUAUUUACCAGAAAGUAGUCUGUACUAAUUAGAAGAGCAGUUGGUGGGGCCUGGGGCAAGAGAAGGGAGUGUUCUUUGUGAAGAAACCUACAGCUGCCACUGUAUACUUCAGAGAAGUCAAAUCUGAAAGAAUUAUAAAAUGGGAAAAAAAUUCCCAGUUGUAAGAAAACCUCUGAUGUGCCUAGAAUGUGGUCCUGGUUUCUUUUCCCACAUGAACCUCCAGCAAAUGUCAAGUCCAGGAACAACUCUUAUUCAAAGAGGAAUGAUUCAAAAGUAAUCAAAACCACACAAGCUUUUCCAGCAAUUCUCCUUCUAGGAAUGUAUAUACUUAUGCAUAUAGAAAAUGAUGAACACACAGAGGUAUUCACUGAUGUACUGUUUGUGCAAACAAAAGGUUGGAAGUUGUCCAAAUGACAACACCAGGGGUCUGGUUCCUGAAAUCCUGAUAUGUUGAUACAGCAAACUCCUAGGUAGACAAAAAUGAAUAAAAUAAAGAACUUGCACACCAUUUAUAUAGUGAUGUGAGAUGAUCUCCAACAUACAUUAUUAGGUGAAAAAAGCAAGGUACAGGAUAGUGAGUAUAAUGUACUACCAUUUGUAUAUAAAAAGAACAAAUGAGUGUAUAAUUUACUCAUUUGUACAUAAUUGAGUGUAUGUGCAUAAACUACCUCUGGGAAGAUACAAGAGAAGCUGGGAACCAUGGUUACCUCUGGGAAAGAGAAGUGAGUGGCUGGGGAGAUGGAAUUGGGAGGGAGACAACUGCAUAUCGUUUCAUAACUUUUGAAAAUUGUACUAUGUGGAUGUACUAUCUUUUCAAUAAAUAAAACUUUUAAAAAGCA
Messenger RNA from Pteropus alecto (black flying fox), 4022 nucleotides. It is a transcript of the gene ZNF182, whose product is annotated as zinc finger protein 182. The record is from RefSeq and is a predicted model, not a curated record. The coding region runs from base 832 to 2703 and encodes 623 amino acids. Gene Ontology annotation, biological process: negative regulation of transcription by RNA polymerase II. Lineage: Eukaryota; Metazoa; Chordata; Mammalia; Chiroptera; Pteropodidae. Gene Ontology annotation, molecular function: DNA-binding transcription repressor activity, RNA polymerase II-specific. The transcript has 5 exons.